AUGCGGAUGGAAGACCUUCAAGGCUUCAUACGAAAGCCUAGGACCGGGCAUAUCCAUUCUGCCAAAGAUGCCACGAGGGCAACCAGGUCCAUUCGAUUCGCGUCAGCGCCCGGCUCAUCUGGCCGUCUGCCAAGGUUUGGCCGACCGGCAAGACACAUGCGACCGUCCAGUUUCGCUGAGCACCCUGAGCCGGGCCCAGAGUAUAACAAUGCGACGAGACCAGCGGCACUGGCCGAGCGACUCUGGAUCGCAGGACAGAUGAGUAGGUUCGACUCGUCAAAAGGGAAAAUGGGAAACUGGCAGGCAGAUGGACUUAUUAGCCAACCUUUAGAUAACCAUCUGAUUCAGGCGUUGCUUUAG
Messenger RNA from Protopolystoma xenopodis, 360 nucleotides. Lineage: Eukaryota; Metazoa; Platyhelminthes; Monogenea; Polystomatidea; Polystomatidae. The record is from the annotation of a GenBank genome assembly.